Molecule: messenger RNA, 765 nt
Organism: Rhizoctonia solani
Lineage: Eukaryota; Fungi; Basidiomycota; Agaricomycetes; Cantharellales; Ceratobasidiaceae
Exons: 1
Coding region: 1-765 (254 amino acids)
Source: RefSeq, a predicted model, not a curated record
AUGUGGCUUGUUCCUCUUGUCUACCAUCUGUCCUUUGAGGCCAAUCUGCCCUCAGCCACCAACAACAUCUGGGAUGUGUUCCCAUUCAACAACGCCAACUUCUGCAGCCGUUUUGGGCUUGCCAAAGGAAAGGGUCUUUCAACUCCACUGGAAGGGGCUAUAGGCAAUCAAUUUAGUGAAGAGAUCAAGCUUAAGUGGCCAGCAAAAGCUGCUGGCACCAAACACUUUCUUCAAUGGCUUGACAAGGAGAUGAGGCAAUGGUUCACAGUGCAACAAUCCAAAACUGGGGGUCAAACUAAAGCAAAAGGCAAGAAAGGUAAAGGUAAGGCAAGGCAACAAAGUAGCAAUUCCAAGACUGACUCCAAGGACAAGCUUGACAAGAUAGGUGCCCCUAUCAAUAAAUUACAAGCAGGCUGGAAGCACAAUGCUCCCAAGACCAAUUUCAAGGAUUGGGACUGGCUCAUUGCCCACGCAUUUGGUGCACUGGGCAGCCUCUUUGAACAGCUCCAGGCACUGAUGAAGGAGUUUAGCUGCAACGCCAAAACCGUGCAUAAGGUUCAACGGUUUGAAAAGGCAUAUUUCUAUUUCUCAUAUUUACAGUUAACAAUUAGUAACACAUUAGUAAAUAGAUCAAGAGAUGCUGAAGGGACAACAAGCCCUUCAGGGAGGCCAACGUGGCAACCAAGACUGGGUUCAAUCAAUAUUGGAACAACGCUUGGAAGAGCAUUUGUCUUGCGCUCUUUGGGUCAGAUGCUUUGCAACUAA